AUGACGAUUCAACUUCGUAUGAUCGUUAAGAAAGUAUUUAUGUCCUGGAUAUCUUCACAUAGAUGGACUGAUGAAGACCCAGCUUCGCGGCAAGCUUGCACUCCCUAUCAGACACCCGAACUUGCGAUACGCAUCAAAUCGGGCCUACGGAAUCCCUUUACGGCCCACUCGAUCCCGACAUGUCUUGUAGAACCAGCGAGACUCUUCCUACCUUCUCUUCGGACUCGAACCAACAGACAGAGGCGUCAGAAGGGAAGGCCGGAGCUUCCAAGGUCUCUAAUGACCCAGAAGCGACUGCGUCUGAGGUUGGAAAUGACGACGAUCCGUUUGUUCCAAAAAGCUAUCACUGUUUUCGGCAUAAACUUGGGGAUGGGCCACGUGUAUGAGGAACAGAUUGACAUCUCCUCUCGAUCCGACCCACAGGAUAUGUUCGUCUCCAACUUGGCUCUUCUCAAAAGAAUCUUAAAAUGCUGUCCUCGGGUCUUGUACGGAAACAAUGUGACGGCAGAAUGUGGUCAUGUGGCGAUACUGGCAGAGUACAAGGCAGCUCACUCGAACGCGCCUCUUCGAGAAGAAGACAUGGACCAAGGAACUUUCUGGUGCCUGUUCGAUUCUCCCAGCGGUCGUUGGAAACGGGGGACCGGAUGGGGCCAGCUGCUAUACUGGCGUCGCGACAAUUUGGGCGCCUGA
This is a messenger RNA of Filobasidium floriforme, 690 nucleotides long. RefSeq lists its product as uncharacterized. NCBI's taxonomy places the organism in Eukaryota, Fungi, Basidiomycota, Tremellomycetes, Filobasidiales, Filobasidiaceae. The transcript has 3 exons. The record is from RefSeq and is a predicted model, not a curated record. Bases 1 to 690 code for a protein of 229 amino acids.